This is a messenger RNA of Peniophora sp. CBMAI 1063, 276 nucleotides long. The record is from the annotation of a GenBank genome assembly. Lineage: Eukaryota; Fungi; Basidiomycota; Agaricomycetes; Russulales; Peniophoraceae.
AUGAUUCUGGUGAGAGCAGUCGCUUUAUACUGCAGUAGGCUGCCUUGGCUCAACCCCGCUGAAGCGGCGGCCAUCUCCGCGGUCAACCAGGUUGCGAUGUGCGCGAACGAGGACUUGAAGAUGUUCGUCCUGCAGCAGAUGCAAGCCCUGCACGACCACAUUGGCGCCUCCGAGGAGCGCCAAGCGGAGGAGAACCGGCAAACGCGAGCGAUGUUCGCUCAGUUGGUCGGCGAUCUCAGUGGGCUUCUGCAACACGGCAGAGCAGGGGUGGAGUGA